Molecule: messenger RNA, 1990 nt
Organism: Hemibagrus wyckioides
Lineage: Eukaryota; Metazoa; Chordata; Actinopteri; Siluriformes; Bagridae
Gene: wasf2
Product: WASP family member 2
Exons: 9
Coding region: 185-1648 (487 amino acids)
Biological process (GO): actin cytoskeleton organization; positive regulation of Arp2/3 complex-mediated actin nucleation
Cellular component (GO): cytoskeleton
Molecular function (GO): actin binding; Arp2/3 complex binding; protein kinase A regulatory subunit binding
Source: RefSeq, a predicted model, not a curated record
CCUUGCGGUCUGUGACCGACAGCUCUAGUGACGGUAAAUGCGGACAUUUUUUUUUGACUUGGAAAGUAGCAGCAAAAAAAGUCAAGUAAUGUUAAGGUAGCUAGAUAGGUGGAAAAGCACAAAGACUUCGGUAGCGAGGAAUAACUGUUUUAUUCUGUGGGAGGAGAGUCACUGAUUAAUCAUCAUGCCUUUGGUGAUGCGGAAUAUCGAGCCGAGGCACUUGUGCCGUCAGACCCUGCCCACGGCGGUGAAGAGUGAGCUGGAGUGUGUGACCAACAUCACACUGGCUAACAUCAUCCGCCAACUCGGUUCCCUCAGCAGGUUUGCAGAGGAUGUGUUUGGCGAGUUAUUUGUCCAGGCCAGCUUGUUUGCAGACAGGGUGAAUACACUUGGUGAAAGAGUGGACAAACUUCAGGUCAAAGUCACCCAGCUGGACCCCAAAGAGGAAGAGGUUUCACUGCAGGCAAUCACCACUCGCAAAGCUUUCCGCUCUAAUCUGUCUCAGGAUCAACAGCUCUUUACUCGGCCUUCACUGCCACAGCCACUGCACGAGACCUACCAAACCUGCAAUGAGCCACCUCCACUCAGCAUCCUCAGCGUCUACAGGGAGGACGGAAAGGAGGCACUUAAAUUCUACACUGACCCAUCCUAUUUCUUUGACCUAUGGAAAGAGCAGAUGCUACAAGAUACCAAAGACAUAAUGAAAGAAAAACGGAAACAUAGGAAAGAGAAGAGAGAAAACCCCAACCGGAGCAACCUGAACCCUCGUAAGAUCAAAACACGUAAAGAGGAAUGGGAACGCCAAAAGAUGGGAGCAGAGUUUGUUGUUCCUAAAUCUGAUCUUGGUCAUUCUAGGGAUGUGAUUAAUGGCAGCAUCGGCUCAGGUGAUGACAUGGGUACGAUAGACUCAGAGGGGCUUGACCAAAGCACUGCGUCCUACAGUUAUGAUCCUGGCUCUCCUCUCCCACCUCCAGUGAUGGAUGAUGAAGGUUUCUUGCCGCCUCCUCCUCCAGAUAUGACGUAUAAUGAUGUACAAGGUGGAACCUCACCACAGAGACCAGUUAGCAUUUUAAGCCCUUCCCAUCCUCCUCCAGCACCCCCAACAAUGGCAACCUCUCCUCCUGGCCGCCCGUCAGUGGCGCCACCUGUUGCCCCACCUCCUCCCCCGCCUAUGGGGAUGUCUCCACCCCCACCUCCCUUAGGAUUUGAUGCUCCUCCCUCUCCUCCUCCUCCUGCAUUUUUUUCUCCCUCUGUUCCUCCACCACCACCCAUGGCUGCCAAUAUUCCAUGUCCACCCCCUCCUCCUGCUGGGGAUGGGCCCCCACCUCCACCUCCACCCCCUCCACCUCCAGGCCCACCACCACCAUCCUUUGCUCCAUCAGCACCUGCCCCUCCUCCUUCAGGUGGGCUUCAAGCAGCCCCUGCCCCCAAGCCUCAGCCUGCUCCUGCCAGCGAUGGUCGCAGCGAUCUCCUGGCAGCCAUUCGCCAAGGCUUUAACCUGCGUAAGGUGGAGGAGCAGAGAGAGCAGGAGAAGAGAGACGUCGUGGGCAAUGAUGUGGCAGCUAUCUUGUCUCGCCGUAUCGCUGUGGAGUGCAGUGAUUCUGAGGAUGAUUCCUCAGAGUUCGAUGAUGACGAGUGGUCUGAAUAAGACUAUGCAUGUCUUGAGAAAAAUCAUUCCUGUUAGACCAAAUGUAUUUGUUUCCCUUUAAUGAGGCUAACCUACGGUAAAUGCAAAAUGGGGCCUGUGUGAGCGCACAACCACACACACGCACACACGCUUGUGUAUGGUCUCUUCUGACUCAGAGUAAAUUAUUUAGAUGAUCAGCCUGCUCCUAUUUCAGCGUGCCUAUUCCUCUGUAAUGUAGCUAUGAAUGAGUAAAUUGAGCUAGAGAGAGACCGAGUUUUCCUUUUUGCAUCUCUGCAUCAUAUCUGUAAAGAUCAUUAUUCACCAUAAAGCUUUGCUUUGUUCAUACAUCAAAGCCAAGUACAA